Messenger RNA from Vicia villosa (hairy vetch), 26789 nucleotides. RefSeq lists its product as uncharacterized. Lineage: Eukaryota; Viridiplantae; Streptophyta; Magnoliopsida; Fabales; Fabaceae. Bases 9975 to 11720 code for a protein of 581 amino acids. The record is from RefSeq and is a predicted model, not a curated record. The transcript has 2 exons.
AUCGAGAGAGAUGAGAGACGAGUUUAGAGUGUGUUUGUUUGGCGGGGGCGAUUGAAGAAUCUUUGACCGGUGAAGAUGAUGAAGCCUCCGCGCCGUCAUGAGAAGGAGGGGUUCUGAGUUUUCAUGUGAGAAAGUUGCUCAUGUGGUUAUGCUCGACUUGUACCACAGGUCGCUCGUGAUUUAUUUUCACGACGACGCUUUCAGACUUGCUUUGCUUGAUGACGGCUUACGAGAAGUAUUCCGGACUUUGUUGCUUUUGCUUGCUAGCUCAUUGCAGAUUUGCUAUCCGUUCGGUAUUGUCUCCUUUUCCCUUUUACUCUUUCGCGCAUCAUAUGAUGCCAUGAGAAAUAGGGUAGGCAUGAAACAUCAUUCUUAACAUGAGAAGUAGGGUAGGAAUUCAUCUGGCCAGGCCCUCGAAAGAGGCUCUAUUUUUGUUGGCAUGUUUAUGUUUGUGCUUGCAGGAAGUCCUAACCAAGACCAUUGUAAGUCCUCAAGAAGGCAAGCGGAGAGGGUUCGUAAUCAACCCCCACAACUUUCAGUCCCCAGGUUGUCCCUAUGCUCACUUAUUGCAAGUUUAGAGCUCUGGACAAGUCCCCAAGAUCGUCGAGUCGAAGGCCCAAUGAGUAAAGUGAAGCGGGUCCAUGCAAUCGGACCCUCGCAUUUCUUCGCUCAUGUCGACCAACAUUGAUGCUCGGUGUACGCACGCACCACUUUCCUUUUAGAUCUGUGACGGCUUGGUUGCUGAGAGGAAUUCGCUCCUCUUGUCUAUGGCCCGAUCUCUUUGCGCGAGGUCUAAUACUUGGUUGUCUCGGGUGAUCCGCUUCCCUUGGCUAUGGCGAGACCGCUUUUCUACUACUUGGCCUACGCCAGUAGGUGUUUGCUUUACGAGCGAAACUCGUUUGUGUGAUACUUUUGCUUGCAUUCGCCUUUCCCCAUAUGUUUCUAGUUUAGAGUAGUCUUUCACCCUUUGUAUGAUAACAUAGGUAGCAAGCUUUCUCCCUUAGCUUAGGUUUUCCUCAUGCAUUCUUUAAAACACAAACCACACUCUUUGAUUUUCUUUUCUUAAGAGCUUGUUAUUUCUGCUCCAUUCCCAGCAUAAGUCUCCAAAGGUCGAGCAGCGGAGUACGAAUGUAACUCGUUCACCUAAAAAACACAAAAAAAGAAAUUAGUUAGCCGAUCUACGAUACCUCUGAUUCCUCAAAAAAGGAUACGUAGGUAGCAGGGUAGGGCCCGUGCGAGUACAAUUCUUUCUUUUCCCUACAUUUUGCAUGCAUAUUAGUCUAGAUUAGCGCAGUUUGCUUACACACCCAUAGUUUUAGACACAAGCGUGGAUACCAUCGAGUACGAUGGGCGCGAGGGGUGCUAAUACCUUCCCCUCGCGUAACCGACUCCCUUACCUUCUUCUCUGGUCGUGAGACCGGUGCUUUGUUUCAUGGUUUGCUGGCAUUCCUUUCCUUUUCAGGAUAAAUAUGUUAGUGGCGACUCUGUUAAUUUUCACAAUAGCGACAAAUGUAUGCCUGAUUAUGGAUGGAAUGAUUAUUUCCAAGAUACAAAGAGUGGAUGGAGGGUGCCCUUGCAGAAAGGUUAUUGCUUGUGGAAAGUUUUUGUGAAAGUGUUUAGCUCGACUACUCGACACUUGUCUCGAUAUCCAAGACUCAAUUGAAGGUGAAGAAAGGGACUGUUACUGGCCUGUCCCAGCCUGCACGGUCCCUUGAGAAAGAACUCUGAUGCGCCUGAAUCACGGAGAUUUGCAAUGGUCUGCCCCAAUGUUGAUCAUGGGAUGAAUGCCCUAGAUUGAAAGGAAUUAUUCCAAUUAAUGUAUUCUUCAGGUAUUUUCUCCAUGGAUGACCAACCUUUUCCCCUGUAAGACUACUCAAUGGAAUUUCACUAUAAAACUUUCCUUGGUAUCAAGUACUUACUUUCAGAUUAGAGACACUUCUUUUUUGAAAAGAAAUGAGGAUGCAUUGCACAUGUUAAUCUCAAAGUCACAGUUUUUAUUUGUCAAGAAUGUUGUAAUGAUACUAACACAAAUGACAAGCAACAUUUUAUGAUUCAGUUUGACAUGAUUUUACUGUUUGUAUGCUUUCAAAACAAACCCUGCUUCAGUUAGGACUUUUAAGGGUUGUAACAUGGCCUGGUUCACGGUUUUGAGAAACAAAGGAUAAAGGCUCCAAUUCUACUUAACCCACCCAUUCUUCAUGAUGUUCUCCGGUCAUACGUUCAGCUAGUUCGACACGAGUAUUCACCUUUCAGGAAGGAUUGUAAUGGACAAGGAUCCUUUAUGGUUUUGAUGGAGGUGGCAAUCACCCUUUGGUGCUUUUAUUGAUGGUCAUAACAACUUGUCCCUUGGAGGAUUUUUUUUGUCUUUUGCUUUCAAAUUUUUUUUCUUUUUUUUUUGACUUGGCGGGCUAUUGCUUCAUUUUUUUUAUUCAUAAUUUUCUUUCGCCCUUUCUUUUUUGUUGUCUCUUGUUCGGGAACAAGUUGUAUGACUUUUGUGAUUGGCUUGAUGAAAAGGUUGUGGCUGCCUCAUUCUCAGUAAGCGAGAGACGUCCAUUGUGGAUUGUACUAUUCUACUUUUAUUGUGAGAGAUGGGAUAUGAUUGAUCUUCUGAUGAAAUACCUGAAAGUUGAGCGCUCAAUCGAACUAACUAAAGACUACCCUGCCCCUGAUUAAGAUUGAGGAUUUUAUAUUUUUGAAACGAAACUCCUACUCCUUAGGCUAAAAGGGGUUGACGAGGGUUUCAAUCCCUUAUAACUCCAAUGUUUAAUAACUGAAACAAUGUGUGUACAUCGUUAGCUGGAUUUUUGUUACAAAAGCAUACGGUUAGUAAUUCAUACAUUUUUUAUUUUCAUCAUUCUCCUUUUUUUGAAUGCUUUAGACAAAUGAGUUAAAUCUCAAUGAACAUAAUGACAAAAAUAAAUGAUUUGAGAAAAACAUGUACAUUGCAUUAUUUUUAUUUAUUCAAACAGAAUGAGUUUCUUACAAUGAGCAGUACUUGAUAACAACGAAAAUAGUACAGUUGAAAAUGCUUGAGAAAUCUAAACAAUGGCAAGAUUGGCCUUAUUCUGAUGCAAAUGAAAAUUUCUCUGACAAACACAAACUCUUUAGGCUCCACUAGUGGAAGGUGCCCCAUGAGGAGGCGUGGGGUUAUCUGAUAGUAGCUUGAUUCGUUAGACCAAUAUUGAGAAUCUAUGUUCAGAAUCUAGUUUUGAUGAUAACAAACGUAUAUUUUGUGAGUAACAAUUUUAUUACUAAUGAUAUCAUUGAGUGUGCAGAUAUUAUGCUAUAAGCCUUAUACGACAACAUCAGAAAGAAAAGCACAGCAUCAGACAAGCACAACAUCAAAAAGAAACUCAGACAAGAGUUAUGGAUUUAAACAGAAAUAUCAAGGUACAUGAAGAUUCGUUACAACAAGAAAUCACAUGAUUAGAAGAUCAGAAGUUCUGAUAAAGUAACACAGUGACAUACAAAAAGCUACAACAACAAAGUCACACGCGGACAAGAAAAGAAAAUACAACCUCAGCCUACAAAGUGCAAAAGUUCAUAAUCAAAAGAAAAACCGUUACAAACAUCAUCAUUAGCAAAACAGUUGCAAAUAAUUAAUGGAACAACUCCCAAGGUUGAUUGAAGAAGCAACCCACAUGCAGCGCGUUGGAAAGACAAGCUUAACCAAGGAAACAUGCUACCAACUGUUAUCAUCGCGCUAGAGAUAAGAUUCUGCCGUGAACAAUACUUGUCAUUACUGAUUCAAUCGAGACAAAGCAUUCAAAACAAUCUUCAAACAAAUCUCAACGGCUAGAUUCCAACGGUAACACAUCAAGCUAUAUAUAUAGAUCAAACUUCAAACUUGAAUGUGUGCAUCCAGAGUGUGUAUCCAUAAUGCAUCUAUAGAGUACAACAAAAGAGAGAUCUUGAGAGAAAAUCUGUAGAAGAGCAGCUGAGCAUGAAAGCGUAAAAGAAAAAUGUGGAACCAUGCUCCAGAAGUUACACAAGAGGCAACACAUACUUAGUAUGUGAUGAAUCAAUCCAUAGUGUUGUUAUACACUAAUUAUAAGCCUAUGUGAAGAAAACAUAAAAGAGUGAAAAAUAAAUUUAUGCUAUUAAGCAGUAUCCUCCAAUGGAGUUUUAAGAAAUCCACUAAUACUUGAUCAGUUUAAAUAUUGCUCACAUUAAAUGACUAGAGAAACUGAACACACUGAAUUGCUGCUCGAAAGUGUUUCAUGUUUGCUUAUGAUCAGUAUUCAAGAAGAAGAUGAAUAUCCACGCACAAGAAGCAAUCAACAUGAGAGCUAUUGCUCCAUAUCUGCUUAUGAAGAAGAAAAGAAGAUGGUCUAACAAGAAGGAAUUAGAUUCAAGAGUUGAAGCACUAAUCUCCUUAAUCAAACCAGAGAAGACCAAACUAAAAUUACAAUUCAAGUAACUCACACGCGAUGUCGUACUGGAUGUUAUGACAUCCACAAUCACACAGAAUAAUACUUUAAAACAAAAGUGCAUAAAAAAAGUAAAGAACACAGCAAAUUGUUCACCCAGUUUGGUAUACAACAAUACCUACUCUGGGGACUACCAAGCCAGGGAGGAAAUCCAAUAUAAGCAGUAUUAUUUCAGAGUUAAAAUCCCCCGUUUAUAAAUCCUCACUUAAGACCUACCCAAUAUAAUUCCAAUCUAAUCCUAGACCUGAGUAUCUCCGCUCACUCCCCCUUAAUCACAUUACUGAUUACAAACAAACAUUAAUCAAAUAAGAGAGAAGACACACAUCAAAACACACCUUGAUCUGCUUAAAUGCUUCAAUCAAGAGACACACACUCAUGCUUAUAAGCUUAGAGUGACAAAGUACAAAAACAACCUAUUCCAAUACAAUCAUCAAAAGACAAUUGCUUGGAGUACAAGAGACUAAACACACAAACAUAUAACUACGGUUCUUCACAAUUAACAAAUAUCUCUGCGUUCCAAAUUAGGAUUGCAGUCUUCUUAUAUGCAUCUCUUGGGCCUCGGGCUUUCCAAGAAACAAAUUAGGGUUAACCAAGUUAACCUAAUUCACACGUCAUCAGGCUGUUACAGAAUGUGCUGUUAACGAAAUCUUCUAGGAGAAAUAUUUAGCACACAAUAAAAUGUUUCCUAAAUUGUAGAUUGAGAGAAAUCAGGAAACAUAAUAGUAAAACAUAACAGCUCCUGCUGUCAACCAUGAAUGACAUGACAUCGGUCAUGACAUUCACUGACAAAACCUGUAUUUCCUUAAACAUAUGCAGCCUGCAUAACACCAUAUAAAGCAUGUCAUGACAUUGGUCAAGACAUUAAACACCCAGGUAUGUUUUACCAAAAAUGCAGACAACAUGAAAACACUUACAAUCUCCCCCUUUGGCAAAUUUUUGGCUAAAACAAUCUGUCACACCAUAUCAGAGAAACACUUGCAGUAGAAAACACACAACCAUACACAAUCAGAGCUAAUACAAUACAACAUACCACACAAAAAGCAUACACUACUACUACCAUCCGUAUGCAUACAUCAACCACAACUGCUGAUACUUCUACACAACAAUCAUCAAAGCACAUAACAUGGCUACACUACCACUACAACCAUACCACAUGAGCAGCUGUCAAGUAUAACAGAAAUAAACUACUAUACUACACACAAUCAUAUUAAUCAGAUCAACACAAAAUAAGCAUCGGAAAUGUUGAUCACACAUGCUUGUUGUUCCGGGGUGACAUUUACUACCCCCCUGUUUGGCCACAAAAGUUGCCAAAGCAAGCAAUCCCCUUUUAUAUAAAGAAAUUUAUGAUUCCUCAUAGAUGCAGACUCCUAACUUGCUUCGCAAGUUUUCAAACUAUGUUGCAUCAAGAGCUUUUGUGAAUAUGUUAGCUAGCUGAACUUCAGUGGAUACAUGUUCCAAGCAAAUCACUUUGUCUUCUACAAGUUCUCUAAUAAAGUGAUGUCUGAUAUCAACAUGUUUGGUUCUACUAUGCUGAAUUAGAUUCUUGGAGAUGUUGAUAGCACUGAGAUUGUCACAGUACAAAGCCAUGACAUUCUGUGUAACAUUGUAUUCAGUCAUCAUUUGUUUCAUCCAAACUAGUUGAGAACAGAUAUUACCAGCUUGCUAUGUAUUAUGCUUCAGCAGUUGAUAACGAGACACAAUUCUGCUUCUUGCUAAACCAUGAUAUGAGAUUAUUUCCUAGGAAGAAACACCCUCCAGAUGUGUUUUUUCUAUCAUCAGCACUUCUAUCCAUGUCAGCAUCACAAUACCCAGUUAGGAUAGGGUCACACCCGUGAGUGUAUAAUAUGCCAUGGUCAGAAGUUCCAUUUACAUAUUUGAAGAUUCUCUUGACUUGGUUUAUGUGACUUACCUUGGGUUCUGCUUGAUAUCUAGCACAUAAUCCGACUGCAAAUGCAAUAUCUGGUCUGCUGGCUGUUAGAUAUAGCAAACUUCCAAUCAUGCUCCUGUACAAACUCUGGUCAACACUUGUGCCCCCUUCAUCUUUAGAUAACUUUAGGUGUGUUGGAGCAGGAGUUCUUUUGUGACUAGCACUAUCCAUUCCAAAUAUUUUGACUAUGUUCUUGGCAUAUUUGCUUUGAGACAAAAAGAUGGAGUCUUCCAUUUUCUUAAUUUGUAGUCCAAGGAAGUAUGCCAAUUCUCCAACCAUACUCAUUUCAAACUCAGUCUGCAUUUGAGUGACAAUGUGUUUUACCAUUCCAUCUAACAUUCCACCAAACACUAUAUCAUCCACAUAUAUCUGAGCAAUCAUGAUCCUUCCAGCUUCAUUUUUUACAAAGAGAGUUUUGUCUAUUCCUCCUUCCUUGUAUCCAUUUGUGGUCAGAAAUUCAGUUAAUCUCUCAUACCAAGCUCUGGGAGCUUGUUUCAAACCAUAGAGAGCUUUUCUUAGUUUGUAGAUAUGGUCAGGAAGAUUUGGAUCAGCAAAGCCUUUAGGUUGUUCCACAUAUACUUCCUCAUUCAAGUAUCUGUUCAAAAAGGCACUUUUUACAUCCAUCUAAUAUAGCUUGAACUUCAAGAUGCAGGAUACUCCUAGAAGUAAUCUGAUUGAAUCAAGUCUUGCCACAAGAGCAAAGGUCUCAUCAAAGUCUACUCCCUCUACUUGAGUGUAUCCUUGAGCUACCAGUCUGGCUUUGUUUCUAGUUAUGAGUCCUUGUUCAUCAGAAUUGUUCUUGUAUAUCCACUUGGUACCAAUAAUAUUGGUUCCUUCAUGUCUAGGUACCAGUUCCCAUACUUCAUUUCUUUUGAACUGUUCAAUCUCAUCUUGCAUGGCACUGAUCCAAAAUUCAUCUGUCAAGGCUUCCUUCACAUUUUUUGGUUCAAUUUUGAACAAAAAGCAAUAGUUGGCAAUGGUUCCUCUUGAUCUAGUCAUUAUACCACUGUUGAGAUCACCUAUGAUAAGUUCCUUGAGAUGAUCUUUAUGAAUUAUGAUAGAUGGAUCUUUGUUAAUUGCUUCAGGUUCAGGUUCUGAGGGAGGCUCAUUACUGACUUCAGGUUGGUCUGACUUCUCAGCCUGAAUUUCAAGGAAUGUUCUGACAUUCUCUAUGACAUAGAAUUCUCCAUUUUGGUCAUCAAAAAUAACAUUGAUGGAUUCCAUCAAGACUUGUGUUCUAGUGUUGAAUACUCUAUAAGCUCUGCUGUUUGUGGAGUAUCCCAAGAAUAUACCUUCAUCACUUUUGGAAUCCAUUUUCCUUCUUUGUUCACGAUCUGUCAAGAUGUAGCAGUUGCUUCCAAACACAUGAAAGUACUUAACUGUUGGUUUCUUUCCUAUCCACUGUUCAUAAAAAGUAGAGGAAGUUCCUUUCCUCAUUGUGACUCUGUUAUGAACAUAGCAGGCUGUGUUCAUUGCUUCAGCCUAAAAGUACAUAGGCAGCUUCUUUGCAUGGAUCAUAGCUCUGGCUGAUUCUUGUAUAGUCCUAUUUUUCCUUUAUACUACUCCAUUUUGUUGAGGUUUAAUAGGUGAGGAAAAUUCAUGAUUGAUUCCUUCAGACGAGUAGAAUUCAGCAAAUUUGGCAUUCUCAAAUUCCUUUCCAUGAUCACUCCUUAUUCUGAUUACAACAUUUUCCUUUUCUCUUUGCAGUCUAGUGCAUAGGUCCUUGAACACCUCAAACACAUCUCAUUUUUCUCUAAUAAAACUUAUCCAUGUGUAUCUGGAGUAAUCAUCAACCACCACAUAUGUAUACCUUUUCCCUCCAAGACUUUCUACCUGCAUUGGUCCCAUUAGAUCCAUAUGUAAUAGUUCCAGAGUUUUGGAAGUAGUGAGUUGAUUAAUCUUUGGAUGAGACAUCCUGGUUUGUUUUCCAGCAUGACAUUCUCCGCAUACUUUACCUUCGUCAAUCUGUAGCUUUGGAAUUCCUCUCACAGCUUCCUUGUUUAUGAUCUUCUUCAUUCCUCUCAGAUGUAGAUGACCCAGUUUUUGAUGACACAGUCUUACCUCUUUUUCUUCUUUUGCCAUGGUGUUAGCUGGAGAUUUCGAUUGAAGAAAAUGUUUCUUGAAGAGUUGGAGUUCGAAGAAAAAUGGCUUCUGAUGGCCAUGUGUGAGGAUGUUAUUUAAGAUGAAGAUGAUUGAAAUCGAAGCUGAAUCAAGAUAGAUUGUCUUUGAGACUUAAGUGUUUUCUCGAAAUACAAAGAGUACUGAAGCUUGGCGUAUUUUGUGGCAUCCUCGUUAAAGAUCACGUUGCCAUGUAUCGAAAGAGAAUUCAGGCGAGAGGAUUUGAAUUUCGACAUUUUCUGUAUAACCGAACGAGAACAGAUGGCGCCCCAGGGAUUCGAAGCGUAUGCAUGUGAGCAACGUGGCGUUUCGUUAGUGUAGGACCGCUAGGGUCGAAUUAGUAUAAAUAAUGGUCUUAGUAUCAGGAUCCAGUGUGUUCAUUUUGUACAAAUCACUCACAAAUCACUCAAGUAUCAAGUGUUAAGAGAAAGAGUUCGCUGAGAAAUGUACGUAUGACACCACACAUUUAAUAUGUUUGUAUUUCUAUUACAGAAUCGAAAUGUCUUUUAAUUUCCUUUACUUUUUCGCCUAGUCUUUCUUGUAGUUUAAGUCUCUUUAUGUUCUUCGAUAAAUCUUUACAUUUCUGCACUUUACAAUUAUUGCAUUUUACAUUCUUGUACUUUACGUUUCUGAAAGUUACAUUCCUUUAUCAUUUCGUCAAAGUCUUUUUCUUACAUUUAUAACCAGUUUAUGUUUCAAUUGUGCACAUUCUAUGUUAGUUUAUUUCGCAAGUUACUUAUAUGUUCAUACUAUAACCGAGUUUCGACGCAAAAGACCAACAAAAAUGAAUCAAAUUAUCUCAAGAGACAACUAUUUGACUAUGUCCUAGGAUCAAUCUAGUCGAUCCUGCGAGUAACCAAAGUAUAUAUUUAUAGUUUGGAGGACUAGCGAUUGUUUACCGAAAAUCACCGUAAACAAAUUGGCACGCCCAGUGGGACAGUGUCAAACAGAUUGUCAUUAAUUUGUUGUUUUGUUUUUGUCUAGAAUAUAUCAAGACCUUGUAUGAAUCUUAGGAACGGUAAAUUAACCAACAGUGCACCACCGAUUCCUAAACGAAGGUACAACAAGAAAAUGGUCAAUUUGUCCAGUGGAAGGGGAGAUUAAGAUCCCCCACAAGGGUCAGGAACAGUAGCAGCAAGUACUACAAAUGUUUCGACUUCUAUGUCAAAAGCGCAGGAGAUACCCGAGCCAUGCCCGAAAAUACAUCAGGGCCAACAGGAACAGUCCCAGUUUCCAGUUCGACCACUGUGCCUCACUUCACAAGCACGACAAAAAUACCACAUUUUGCGGCAAAUUUCGUAAAUCAACAACAAACCCCAAGGCCAUCGUCAUCAUCAUUCGAGGGUUGGAGACCUGGAAAACCAUAUGGAAUGCCGUUUUCAUAUAUGACAGGAUUACAUGGUGCAGGACCUACAUAUACUCAACCUGGUGCGACAAUAUUUUUGCCUAAUGCAUGUUCGAUAGAUUGAAGCGCGCAAAAUAUAGGCCCAUCGGGCCAAAUGCCUCCAUUAACGACCAGCAGUCAAGUAGUAUUUCGGCAUGAGAUGGAUGCAAGUAACCACGAUAUGGUGGGUAUUCUUGCUAGAGAAAUAGGAUCGAUCUUUACUCCCUUAGUAGCAAACAUUACCAGGACUAACCAGGAUAAUGUAGAAAUAUACCAAAAAAUAUCUUCACAAAUAGGUCGAAUGGCAGAUUUCUUACGGGUCCCUCAAACUAGGCAAAGAAAUAACCAAUCUACCUAUCGAGAAGGUGACCCAAUCUUAGAACGAGUUCAAGAUGUAGUUCCGCCACCUAGCCAGGUACCCGUCAAAAGAAAUCAAGUAAUAGAUUUAGAAAAUCAGAAUCACGGGACCAAUGCUGGCCAACAACAAGUUCCCCAGGAACAGCCUAGGCUAGUUGUAGUAGGUAGGGACGAACAUCCAUACGAAGUAUUACACAGGGUUAGGAGAGAUAAUAUGGCAACAGAAAAUAACCUAACCGCCAUGAUAGAAAGAAUUAUGGCCAAUAAUGGCCUUAAUACUGGACUUCGACGUCCAAAUUACACUUCCCCUGUAGUGGAGUAUAUUAUGCAAACGGAAUUACCAAGAGGUACCAAAGUACCUAAAUUUACGAAAUUUUCAGGGGACACUAGUGAAUCGACUGUGGAACACAUAGCCCGAUACAUGACAGAGGCUGGUGAUUUAGCAGGCAACGAAAACUUGAGAAUUAAAUAUUUCCCUAGUUCGCUAACAAACAAUGCUUUCACAUGGUUUACAACCUUACCCCCAAAUUCCAUAGAUGCGUGGGCACACUUGGAGAGAUUGUUCCAUGAACAAUUCUAUAUGGGCCAAACCAAGAUAAGUUUGAAAGAGUUGGCUAGCAUUAAGAGGAAAUUCACUGAACCCAUAGAUGAUUAUUUGAAUAGGUUCCGUUUGCUGAAAUCAAGAUGCUUCACAGUUGUUCCAGAACACGAAUUAGUCGAAAUGGUUGCAGGAGGUCUAGACUAUUCAAUUAGAAAGAAACUGGAUAAUGAAUAUUUGAGGGAUAUGGCCCAACUAGCAGAUAGAGUUCGACAAGUCGAACGAUUGAAAGCCGAAAAGGCCAGGGCGAACAAGAAUUAUAAGAAGGAGAGAGUGGCAUACAUUGAGGCUGAAGAUGCUGAAGGCGAGGCCUUCGAAGAUUCAUAUAGUUUUGAAGAGGUCGAAAUAGACUUAGCCGAAUUAAAAGAAGCGCCACCCUAUUCUUGUAAAUUGCUCACCCCUUCGAAUGGGAAAAAUCCAAUCGAGAAUGACAAAAGUGAUAAAUUUCCAAAGAAAACUUAUACUUUUGAUGUCACUAAAUGUGACGAAAUAUUUGAUUUACUAGUAAAAGAUGGCCAGAUGAUAGUGCCUCCCGGUUCCAAAGUUCCUCCAUUGGAGCAAUGGAAGAAACGAGGCUUUUGUAAAUAUCAUGGUGUUUUAGGCCAUAAAACCUCACAGUGCUUUCUUUUCAGGGAUCUAAUUCAGAAUGCUAUCAAGGAUGGACGUUUGAAGUUCGCAGAUAAGACAAAGAAUCACAUGAAAGUCGAUGCUGAUCCCUUGAACGUUGCUGACACAAGCUACGCUGAACCAGUUGACAUCAAUAUGGUGGAUGUGUCUGAAGCUGACAUUGCUGAAUCGGAGAUGGUUUCAACCGAAAAGCAGGCAACUGAGAGCCUAAAUGACAAUGUAAUCUUCAAUACUGAUGUUGAAGAGUCCUUCGAGGCAGAAAUCACUGAAGAAAACUAGCGAGGCCACUGAAGACCUUAGGGUGAAACUUCAACAGAUACAGAUCUCUAAAGCUCCCCUAGCAGGCGUAAACAUGGUGAAUGUUAGGCAACCUUUAUCUGAAAUAAAGGAACUAGAGAAGUGUCUGCUGAGAGAAAAGGGAAACUAUGGAAGUCCACAGACAGGUGGAAGUUUGAAAGAUUAUCUCUGGAGGUGUCUUGAGAAAAAUGCUGGACGGAUGCUAAUGUGUUCAAGGUGCUCGAUUAUGCUGAAUCGAAGGGUCCAAGAUAACUAUGAAAGGGCCCAACGAAACAAGAUGCAGCAGCCCUGGAGGGAAGGAAACCAACUGUUGAAGGUUUAUCCAAGGCCAGAAGAAAGCUUGGUGAGUUUCUUGGUUAGGUGUCACAAGAAGAAGACAUAGAUCGUAUGUGUCCCAGAUGUGGGGCAGUCUAUGAUAACCUUAUGGAACAAUCAUUCGAAAGGGUGCUAUUUACCACUGGUUGGGAGACUCAAGGACUCUGUCCCAACAUGUAUGUAUUCGACAAUCGAACACCAUCAAAAAGGUCGGAUAGUCCUCAUCCUAAAGCUUGAAGAGUGACAUUCAGACUUCCUGCAGACAUACCCAUGGAUAGAUGGACACAAGCUGGUGCAAGAAAUAACAAAUGGCGAAGUUGGGACCAAGGUGGACGAACUGCAAUGGCUUAUAGGAAGCAGUUCCAGGCAUCAAAUUAAGAGACGUACAGACUGGAGAAUUACAAAGGAAGAAACCCAAUGUCUAGAUCUCAAUGGAGAAGACACCAAAGAAUGAAGAAAGCCCAGAAAGAAUACAAGGCAAAGGAGGCCGGGGAGUCUAGCAGCACUAAAGUCCCAAUGCAGGGGGCAAGGUCAAGCAAACCUCCGGUAGAAUGCAAGCUAUUCAGUUUUGAAAAUGAGAAAGAAGAAGAAAGGAUGCAGUCUAGUCCUUGGAAAGAAGAUGAUAGAUUGACUAAUGAUUUCGACUCAGAUGGAGUAUCAUCCAUAAACUUCAACUACAAUGUGGUUUCUGUACUUCCCCACGAGUUUUACCAAGAGACGGAGGUUGAAGACUGCGAAGAAGCUGAUGUAGAAGAAAUGGAGAAACACAGACCUGUGUGUUAUUAUGUGUUGAAUAAUGGGGCUGUUAAAGAACAUAAUACAUUUUUUGAAAGACCUGACCAAGGUAUGAGGAAUCAUUUGAAACCCCUUUAUAUAAGAGCUAAAAUUGAAAACGUGGGCAUUAACAAAGUCCUAGUUGAUGGAGGGGCAGCAGUGAAUCUAAUGCCCCAAUAUAUGCUGAAAAGGAUUGGUAUGUUCGAUACCGACAUAAGGCCUCAUAAUAUGGUUUUGUCCAACUAUGAAGGGAAGGUAGGACAUACCUUGGGAGUAAUCCAAGUGAACUUAACUGUGGGUUCAGUCACAAGGCCUACGAUGUUCAUGGUUAUACCAGCAAAAUCAAACUAUAACCUUUUGUUGGGAAGAGAAUGGAUCCAUGGGGUUGCUGCAGUACCUUCGACAAUGCAUCAGAGACUAACUAUCUGGAGAGAAGAUGGUAUAGUGGAAAACAUAGAAGGUGAUCAGAGUUACUAUAUGGCUUAUGUUAACCAAGUCAACAAGACUAGUUUCGACAGAAACUUAGCCAAUAUAGGGCCAUGCAAUGCAGCAGAAGAUAUAUACGCUCCAAUUAAAAAUGCUAUGUAUUAUCUAUCCUUACACCCAAAUGGAUUCCAGUGGAACAGAGAAAUAAUGGACGGUCCAGAUGACACAGAACCUGUCGAAGGAUUACCAGGAAUACGGCCAACUGGCUGGGACGAAGGCGGUAAUUAUGCCUGAGUCAUCUGUCUUCGAAAAGAUUUCGGCUUACAUAGCCGAAAACAAAAGAAAAGCAGCUCUUGAGGCCGAACAAGCAAACAUGGUUGUCGAAGCCAUUCGCAAAGAAUCAGAAGUACCAAGCCCGGGGAUACACUUUAUCCCACAACCACCUGACAACGAAAUACAUGACGAAUAGGUUUCAAGCAAAGAAGCAAGUCAAAUAUUAGACGCAAUCUAUGAUGAAGAACCUUUGGGGUUUGAAAAAUAUCCAAUGGCUCCAAAUAUAAAGAUGUUAGCUCAAGACCCACUCGAAGAAGUAAAUCUUGGAGAUGAAAGUCGAAAAAGGGUGACAUACAUUAAUGCAAAGUUAGAGCCAGCCAUAAAGUCAAAAGUUAUUGCGUUACUAAAGGAAAAUAAAGAUUGUUUCGCCUGGGACUAUGAUAAGAUGCAUGGUUUAGGGAGAGAUUUGGUCGAACUGAAGUUGCCUAUAAAAGAAGGGAAGAAGCCCAUCAAGCAAACUCCCAGAAGGUUCGCACCAGAAAUCCUCUCAAAGAUUAAAGCAGAGGUCGAAAGACUUCUUCGGUGCAAAUUCAUUAGGACUACGAGGUACGUCGAAUGGAUUGCUAAUAUUGUACCAGUUAUUAAAAAGAAUGGUUCUUUAAGGGUAUGUAUAGAUUUUCGUGAUCUAAAUGCAGCCACCCCUAAAGAUGAAUAUCCUAAGCCUGUGGCAGAAAUGUUAGUAGACUCAGCCGCAGGCUUCGAAUAUCUAAGUAUGCUAGAUGGAUAUUUAGGAUACAAUCAAAUUUUUAUUGCAGAAGAAAAUGUGUCCAAAACGGCCUUUCGUUGCCUUGGAGCAAUAGGUACCUAUGAAUGGGUCGUUAUACCUUUUGGCUUGAAAAAUGCUGGGCCAACUUAUCAAAGAGCAAUGAAUUCUAUAUUUCAUGAUUUUAUAGAAACAUUCAUGCAGGUGUACAUAGAUGAUAUUGUUGUAAAGUCUGUUUCAGAUGAUAGUCAUCUUGAUCAUCUCAGCCAAUCAUUCGAAAGAAUGAGAAAACAUGGCUUAAAGAUGAAUCCCCUUAAGUGUGCUUUCUUUGUGCAGGCUGGAGAUUUCCUGGGCUUCGUAGUCCACAAAAAGGGAAGAGAAAUUAAUCAGAAUAAAAAAAAGGCUAUUAUGGAAACAAAGCCUCCAUCCACGAAGAAAGAAUUGCAAACACUAUUGGGAAAGAUAAACUUCUUAAGAAUAUUUAUCUCUAAUUUGAGUGGGCGUACGCAAGCUUUUUCCCCCUUACUUCGACUGAAGCAAGGAAGAUUCGAAUGGCAUGCUGAACAUCAAGAAGCUUUUGAGAAAAUCAAGCAAUAUUUGAUGCAUCCACCCAUCUUAUCCCCCCCAAAUGGAAAGAAGCACAUGCGCCUGUAUAUCUCAGCUUUAGAUAAUACAAUAGGUAGCAUGUUAGCACAAGAAGAUGAAAAUGGCAUCGAAAGACCCAUUUAUUACUUAAGUAGAGUACUCAAUGAUGCAGAGACUAGGUAUAGCGACAUAGAAAAAUUCUGCCUUUGUUUAUAUUUCUCUUGUAUCAAACUCAAGUAUUAUAUAAAGCCAGUUGAUGUUUACGUUUCAUCUCAUUUUGAUGUUAUUAAACAUAUGCUAUCCAAACCAAUAUUGCAUAGUCGAAUUGGCAAAUGGGCUUUGGCCCUUACUGAGUACUCUCUAAUCUUUGAACCUCUUAAGGAAAUGAAGGGACAAAUCGUGUCAGAUUUCAUUGUGGAUCAUGCAGUGGUUGAAAAUCCUUAACAAUACGUAGACUUGAAGCCUUGGAAGUUGUACUUUGAUGGUUCAACACAUAAAGAGGGAAGUGGAGUUGGUAUUCUCAUAAUUUCUCCUGAUGGAAUUCCAACAAAGCUCAAGUAUAAAAUUGAAGGCCCUCUAUGCUCCAAUAACGAGGCUGAGUACGAAGCAUUGAUUGCUGGACUUGAAGCCUUGUUAGAAUUGGGGGCAACCAGAGUCGAAAUUAAAGGAGACUCAGAAUUAGUGAUAAAGCAACUGACGAAAGAAUACAAAUGUAUCAAAGAGAAUUUGAUCAUGUAUUUUUUCAUAGCAAAUAGGUUGCUUAAAAAAUUUGAAUAUGUGGAUUUAAAACACGUCUCAAGGGUAAAUAAUCAAGAAGCAAAUGAUUUGGCACAAUUAGCCUCAGGAUACAAAGUAUCAAAGGAAAAAUUAGAAGAAUUGAUCGAGGUGAGAGGCAAAUCAAUGGCCACAAAGUUAUCUCCAAGCGAUCUGGAUAACUCACAAUUAGGCUUCGCCAACGAAGAGGAAUUUGAAGUUUUAAAUAUAGAUUCCUUAGCAUACACGGAUUGGAGGAGUCCAAUUGUAGAUUACUUGAGGGAUCCUUCGACAGAUACGAAUAGAAAGGUGAAAUAUAGAGCCUUAUCAUACUUCUUGAUGGGAAAUGAAUUGUUUAAGAAAACCCCUGAGGGAGUCUUAUUAAAAUGCUUGGGCGAAGCUGAAGCGUACUUGGCACUCUCGAAUGUGCACAGUGGGGCAUGUGGUGCUCAUCAAGCGGGGCACAAAAUGAAAUGGCUUUUGUUCCGUUAUGGAAUGUAUUGGCCCACUAUGUUAAAAGAUUGCAUAGAGUUCGCCAAAGGUUGUCAGGAGUGUCAAGAACACACAAGUAUUCAACAUGCGCCUGCAAAUGAAUUGAGUUCAAUCAUAAAACCAUGGCCUUUCAGAGGUUGGGCAUUAGACUUAAUUGGAGAAAUCCGUCCCACAUCAUCCAAAGGCCAAAGAUAUAUAUAUAUUAGUGGGAAUCGACUAUUUCACAAAGUGGGUUGAAGCAAUACCACUAGCCAAUGUAGACCAAGAGGCUGUGAUUGAGUUUAUCCAAAAACACAUAUUAUAUAGAUUUGGAAUCCCAGAAAGCAUAACCACAGACCAGGGAUCAGUGUUUACUGGUCGAAAGAUGCAAGAAUUUCCGAAAGAGAUGGGAUUCAAGUUGUUCACUUCUACACCUUAUUAUGCUCAAGCAAAUGGACAAGUCGAAGCAGCCAAUAAAGUGAUAAUCGGUCUGAUAAAGAAACAUGUAGGAAAAAAACCUAAGAAUUGGCAUAAGACCUUGGACCAGGCACUUUGAGCUUGUCGAACAUCACCAAAAGAAGCCACCAAUACUAAACCUUUCCAAUUGACGUUCGGACACGAUGCAGUACUCCCAGUCGAAAUAUACUUGCAAUCAGUCAGUAUUCAGAGACAAGAAGAAAUUCCCCCAAAUGUAUAUUGGGAAACGACGAUGAAUGAGUUAGUUUAUCUGGACGAAGACAGACUUCGAGCAUUGGAAAUGAUAAAAAGGCACAAAGAAAGGGUGUCAAGAGCAUACAACAAAAAGGUGAAAGGUAAAACAUUUAUUAACAAUGACUUAGUUUGGAAAGUUAUUUUGCCUAUAGAUCGAAAGAACCAAGCUUUAGGCAAAUGGUCUCCACACUGGGAAGGCCCUUUUCGAAUCUUAAAGUUAUUUUCAAAUAAUGCUUGAGAUAGAAGAGUUGGUAGAAGAUCGUAGGAUCUUAAAAGUGAACGGGAAGUAUCUGAAAAGAUACAAGCUAGUCAUGCAUGAAGUGAAGAUUGCAAAAACGUAAACAUUAAACAUAGAUGUUGUGAGCCAAAAUGGUAAAACAUUCGCCAAAAUGGAUUUAUCUUUAUGCAAGUCAAAUAAUAUAAAGUAAGAAGACUAAUGAUGUCAAAAUACAUUCCAUUAUGUUAAAGGAUUAAGGGUACAUCCAGUCAAAAUGGUUGCAUGGUAUGCAAACCAAAGUUACAAAAAUUACUACUAAAAUAAGUGUUCAAAAUUAUGGAUAGCAAAGAUAAAAACCAAGACCCACAACGCCUCCAACAAUGCCUCCAACAAUGCCUCCAACAAUGCAUCCUUCAGUUAAUCCUAUUUUGCAAACCCUCUAAGUUCAGCAGGGGCAAGCUUUCCGCUUCAAAAGGAUCAAGGAAUCCUUCCUUGCGCAACUGUUUUACUAACCCUUGUUUAAUAAACAUGUGGGAUAGUAAUCUUCCGUAGGGAAGACAAGAAGGUUUGUCUUGGCGAGAGGAAGCAAUAGCAACGGCUUCGGUAAGAUGUUUGAAAAUCAUCAGUGGUAUGUUGAUUUUCUUUUUCUGGAGAGCACAUAGCAUGAACUCCAGGUCUUCCACCAUAAUGCUUUCCUGAUCCUCCUUUCGUGGGAGAAAGUUGCCCACUAGAAGUUGAUGCCAAAUCCUACAGAGGAGGUCGUUGAAGGGAUCGUUAGCAAAGAUGCUCGUUAAAACGGAAGAAGUACUCAUGGUAAAAGAGUUGUCAACAAAAACUUCUCCAGAGUUCUCACAUCUCAGCACUUCAGAGAUGAAUGAUGGAGAGAUGGUAAUGCGGGAUCCACGGACUUGGGAAACAAUGGUGGUUUUCCCUUCUGAAUCCAUCUGGAGGGAUGCAAACAUCCAGAAAUCCGCCAACAUGUUUGGGUAAACAGACCCUUCUAGGAUUCCUUGGUAAACUUGUAAGUUUUGAGAGGAAAACAGUUCAUUAACGUUAACGCCGCUUUGAUCAAACUCUUCGGCAGAGAGUUUGAACUCUUUCUUGAUAGCAGAUUUGAUAUUGUUAUAAGAUAGAGGUGUCAUUGUUGCAAGAAAGUUCAAGAAAGAGAAAACCUUGAUGAAAAUAUGGAAGAGGAUGAAUAAACGAUAAGAAUGGUAAGGUUUAUAUAGAGGACGUUGGUCUUAGAGAGUGGUUAUGCUUUAAAUUCCGAUUGGACCGCGUGUGGUUUCCCCCGAGGGAAGAUGUGGUGUCCGCCGUUUCUAGCCUUGGAAGUUGAAGUGUAAUCAUGUUAGAAACUGAUACACGCACGUCUUAAUUAGACGUUUUGAAAAAGUGAUGUCAUUAUUAAAUGAUUGUUACGGCUAGUGGAGUAGAAACGUCAAAUCAAAAACUAAGUGGCUGCGAAGGGUAAUCAUAUCACGUGUAUACGCUAUCGAGGUCAUUAUGAUAGUUGAAAAAAUAGAUUUUGACAAUUUAAGAAUUGUUAAAAUUUUAGUUGUGACAUUGCAUGAUAGGAUAUAUGGAUAGUUAAAAGACAAAUCAUACAUAUAUUCAUUGACCAGUCUGAUUACAAAAGGUAGAACAAGUGCAAAACGAAAAGGCAUUACAAAGGUUAUCAUAAUUAAUUGAAGUCUUCAGGAAGAUUAUUUUUCAUUUUGGAAUAUUGGGAUGCCUAUAAUGACAAACGGCGUUCGAUUAUUGCUUGCUGCUUCUUCAGCUCUUCGAUUUCUGGUACUAAUUUCUGCGCCGUUUCGAGAUGUUGAAUCCCCGUUUGCACCACUUCAUCCAAUUCAUUCUGCUUGGAUUGUUUGAUUUCCUCUUGACGAGACUUGGCGGUUUUAAUCUUCUCUUCGAGAAGUUCAAUUUCUUGUUCCCAAGAUUUGAUGUCCGCUCCACAGGUUUCAUACUCCUUUUGACGCUUUGCACGCUCAAGCUCAAGGGCACCAGCUUUGGUAGUUGCUUCAUUAGCAGCUUUCCACGAAGAACUAUGAGAAGUUACUUUCGUGUUGAGCUUUUGGUCAACAUCUCGCUUUCGAAGGUUGUCAGCUUGAAGUUGAUCAAGCAGAGAAGUUAGUGAAACAAUCACUUGUGAGACUUCGUCAGAAACCUGGAGUAGAUCCACCUUCUUUAAAAGAUUGUUCAGCCCAAAGCAGCUGGUGGAAUCUUUGCUCAGAACUUUGAUAAGGUUAGUUUCAAAGAACUUUUUCUUUAUCUGGCGAAGGAGGUUUGGAAUAUCAUUUCCUGAAUCACUUUCCACCAAGAUGUUCGAAGAAGGCUCAACCAUGGUGGGUGAAACAUUUUUGGCAUUCAUCAUAGCCUUGAGGAAAUUUACAGGAUCAUUGGUUUUAAGUUGAUCUAAUUCAGCUGGAGUAAGUUCAAAAAAAGUUUUGGUUGAAGUAGUCGCAGGAGCAAUAAUAGUACCAAAGGUUGAAGUUUCAAUAUGACCUGAUUUUUAUAAACUAGAAACUUCAUCCAUAGCUUCAUCCCCAAAGUUGGUAUCCUCAUUUCUGGUGGAGUGCUCAGAUACGUCUCCAGUAUUAGAAUGUUGAGGAGGAUCCUCCAUAUCUUCGCCUUGAUUGAUAACGGGAGAUUCAUCAUUCGAAUGAGUAUCUUCAGUCUGCUCAGAAGAAGCAGCUUUGGUGCUGGGUUCAUUUUCUUCGAGAAAUAAAGAAAGGCUAGGAGAUUUUUGUUGAGGAAUUCAAAGCAUAUAAAGGUUUACCUUGGGGAUUAUCAAGAUCAAGGUUGAGAAUUGAAGCUUUGAAAUCAGAAGUAGCUGUGCCUGCAUCAUCCUACAAAUGCAAGGUAAAAUAUAAGCUUAGCAUAGAAGGUUAAGCACAAUGGAGUAUUAAAGUCCAAUAUUUGAUACCUUGAGAGGGAUAUUAUCGGGGCUCGAAUUAUGACUUUCGACAACUGGGACAUUACUAGUGGUUUUCAAAGGUAGUUCAUCAGAGGAUACUUUAUCGCUUGACGAAGUAAGCUUUGAAGUUCCAGAUCCCCUUUCUUUAGCUGAAGAAAUGGUGGCCUUUUAUCUUUUCUUCACAGCUUGUCUGGUACGAGGAGGAGAUUUGUCUUCGUCAUCUGAAGCACUGAUGUUCGAAUAUUUUCGCUUUGAAGUUGGUGGAGGUUUCGAACUCUGAGAAUAUUCAUACUGAGAAAAGUGGAUAAUAUUCAGAAUAAGCGCACAAGUUAAAAUAUGAGAAUAUAUAUAUACCGUUGGUUUCUUGCCAGUGGUGAUAGGAUCACUCCCACUUGCUUUGUUGCUUCUCGAUGCAUCAACAUCCUUUUGUGCAGCCGCCUCCUUAAUUACUUUUUUUCGACCUACAGCUGUGAACAAAAUAAAAGUCAGUAUAUAGGUAAGGAAAGAAUGUUAAUCGAAGGAUUAUCCAGACCCCAACCUUCAGGUAUUGGAGUCAAAACACGAACGUGCUCAAGACUUAUAAGAUGAUGUCCCUUGAAAUUAUCCAAGGUACGCUUAGUCGGAACCAAUCGUUCAGCGCGUUUUUUGGAUUGUUCGCAAAGGAUUUUUGGGACAUUCCCACACACAAACCAGUCUGGAAAAGGAGGACUUAAAGCCACACCAAAAUCAGCACUAGAUAGUGGAAGGAAUUUUGGAGGAUAAAGUUUGAAAGCCACUUCAUAACGUUGUUCAGGUCGAACAUACGUGGGCAAUUUCAGCUUAUCCAGUUUGGUGGAAAAUUUUUCACGCAAAAUGACCGCAGCUUUAUGAACGGUCCGACUAAGAUCAUCAGGCCUAUAGAUAGUUUCAAAGAAUAUUUGAAAGUCUUGAAUUUCUUUAAUAUGAGUCGAAGUACCUUUUUUGAAGUUCGCCUGCACAUCAGCAAAAGCUUCAGUUAGUUCUUGUGAAAGACUUUCAGCAUCGAAGAUUUGCUUGGUAUAAUACUCUAUCCACCAUUGAUGGAAAUCUAUGGUAGAAUAGAAAGCAGGCUCGAAGGAAAUAGGAGAGAGGGUCGUGAUGCCGACAUAUUUGGAGAUUUUAGACUCAUAGUCUUCUUCAGAUAAGUGCAUAGUGUGCAGACACAUAUGAUUUCUCUUUUCAUACAGGCAUUUUGGUUUAAGUUGAACCAAUCCAAAUUGUCUUGAUACGAGAUUUGGUUGGUAACAAAGGAGACAGCAAUGACUCUUGGGAGAUCGUAAUCGAUGGUACAGCAGUUUAGGUGUCAGAAAAGCCUCCCAGAUAACCAUGGAUUCAGCUUGUUGAUCUGGAGAAGUUGCUGGGAAUUCUCGUGUGAAACAUUCGGGACCUACUCCUCUUUUCACAAAUGGAGCCAAAGAAGGACUAAACUGAUAACGUUUAGCAAACAUCAUCAUGUACGCUCGAAAAGUCUCCUGAAGCUUUCUUGGUUCUUCUUUGGGAGUUAGGUGGGCUAAUCUAGUCCCUUUGACUGUUCGAUUUCGGAUUGCCAUAUCUUCUUCGUCCACAACACCUCUACGUGGGAGAUAAGCUUCGAAAGUAGCAUUGAGCCAUAGCUAUAGUAACCAGAAGGGUCCAGCGAAGAUAAGAGAUCCUGAUUUGUAUUCUUUGACGAGAUCUGUUGCUUCGCCAAGAUUUUCAUAAAGGAACCCUAAAAUUAACUGGCUUAAUUUUAAUUUCUUGCCAGCAUUUAUCUGGUUAGCCAUACAAAGGUACCUCUUUGCCACUUGGAGAGAUCUAGAACAAAAAAACGCAUCUCGAAAGCCAGAGUGCCAGAAAUGCAAUAUGUUCUUCAUCUACGACUUCAGUAGUCGUUUGGACAUGGUGUCUCUGGAUGAAAGCAGUAUAGGUGGCUUUGAUUUCAUUAAAUUGGAUGGUGUCAGUAUCCAUAUAGUUGGGAUCGAAAACUUCCCCAGUUGGUCGAAGCCCUAUAAUAAUGGCUAUAUCGAAGAGAGUUGGGGUAAUCAUUCCACAAGGAAGGUGAAAGGUAUUGUGAGAAGCAUCCCAAAAAUAUACUGAUGCUACUAACAUGGUUUGGUUGUAUUCUAAACCUGUUUUGGAUAAUUGAAUUAGAUCAUAAAUCCCUAAUUCUUUCCAGAACGGAGCCUUUUUGUUUUCUACCUUAGUCAACCAAGCAUAAUACAGUUCAGGAUCCUUUUCUAAAGGGAUUGAUCUAAAUACUUUUAGGAAAUUGGUCGCAUAAUUCAACCUAAUUUUCUCUAAGGCUACAGUGGCUUCAGUCGAAGCGUCACCUACAUUGGCAGUUUCAGCUAAGAUUAGGUUACCAUCUUCUUCUAUUUUGUUCUUACUAACUAAGGGCCUAGUCUUAUAGUAAACAGGAAAGAAUUUACCCAGAGAAGAACUACUACUUCCAAGUAAGGGACCCAUAAAAGCAUGAGUUUUUCCAGAAAGAACAAAAGGGAUGAUUACCUGAGAAGCGUAAAUGGCACGAGUUUCUGCUACGUUUGGGUCUGGAAUGUAUUGUUGGUUACCUAUCUGUGUAGGGCGUUGAAACUGUUGAACAAGUUGGAGAGCGUUUGAAGUUCCCGACGUGGAGGUUUGAAUGGUGGGAGACGCCAUGGAUGCGACUGCUUCAAGAAUUAGGUUAGAAAACCAAAAAGGGUUUUUUGUGUAUUUAGUCGCAGAAGAAUGAAAGACAAGGUUGUGUGAAGGCUAAAAGCUUGAGUAUUUAAAGGUUUAGUAAGAACCUUUUCAAGCCUUUUUGAAUAGAGGUCAAAAGGACACGCGGCAAGAGAUGAUUUAAUCUAACGGCGGUCGAACAGUUGUUAGCCUUACUCCUAGUAUCUAGGAGCAAUGAUCACGAGUAAUGACAAAACGUGGGAAUGCAUGUUUUAAAGAGACGUUUUUGAAAAUGACAAGACGUUUUGAAAGGUAAGUCAUAAAUGAUUGUGACGUUAGUCAGAUGUCUUGGAACUCUAAAAACUGAGUAAAAUGAAAUCUCAUCAUGACAAGAAACGCCUAUUUCUCUUGUUUUUUGAAACAGGCAUUUAUUGGGGGCAAUUUGUUAGCUGGAGAUUUCGAUUGAAGAAAAUGUUUCUUGAAGAGUUGGAGUUCGAAGAAAAAUGGCUUCUGAUGGCCAUGUCUGAGGAUGUUAUUUAAGAUGAAGAUGAUUGAAAUUGAAGUUGAAUCGAGAUAGAUUGUCUUUGAGACUUAAGCGUUUUCUCGAAAUACAAAGAGUACUGAAGCUUGGCGUAUUUCGUGGCAUCCUCGUUAAAGAUCACGCUGCCACGUAUCGAAAGAGAAUUCAGGCGGGAGGAUUUGAAUUUCGAAAUAUUCUGUAUAACCGAACGAGGACAGAUGGCGCCCCAUGGAUUGGAAGCGUAUGCAUGUGAGCAACGUGGCAUUUCGUUAGUGUAGGACCGUUAGGGUCGAAUUUGUAUAAAUAAGGGUCUUAGUAUCAGGAUCCAGUGUGUUCAUUUUGUACAAAUCACUCACAAAUCACUCAAGUAUCAAGUGUUAAGAGAAAGAGUUCGCUGAGAAAUGUACGUAUGACACCACACAUUUAAUAUGUUUGUAUUUCUACUUACAGAAUCAAAGCAUCUUUAAAUUUCCUUUACUUUUUCGCCUAGUCUUUCUUGUAGUUUAAGUCUCUUUAUGUUCUUCGAUUAAUCUUUACAUUUUUUCUGCACUUUACAAUUAUUGCAUUUUACAUUCUUGUACUUUACGUUUCAGAAAGUUACAUUCCUUUAUCAUUUCGCCAAAGUCUUUUUCUUACAUUUAUAACCAGUUUAUGUUUCAGUUGUGCACAUUCUAUGUUAGUUUAUUUCGCAAGUUACUUAUAUGUUCAUACUAUAACCGAGUUUCGACGCAAAAGACCAACAAACAUGAAUCAAAUUAUCUCAAGAGACAACUAUUUGACUAUGUCCUAGGAUCAAUCUAGUCGAUCCUGCGAGUAACCAAAGUAUAUAUUUAUAGUUUAGAGGACUAGCGGUUGUUUACCGGAAAUCACCAUAAACACAUGGAACAUAUAGAUGGAAGACUUGCGGUUCUGGGUUCCCACAAGUAAUAGUUGUCUUUGGAUCUGACUCCUUUCAUGACCUCCACAUUCUCUUCAUUAGUUACUACACAUUCAUCUUUGGUAAAUCUGACUCUUAGACCUUGAUCACACAAUUGACUGAUGCUGAUUAAGUUUGCAGCUAGUCCUUUUACCAGCAGAACAUUGUCUAGUUGAGGAGCUCCAGAAUGUCCUAGUUUCCCUACCCCUUUGAUUUCCCCUUCGGCUCUAUCACCAAAAGUCACAGAGCUAGUGGAAUGAGGCUUGAUAUCUUCUAACAUGUUCUUCAUUCCAGUCAUGUGUAUUGAGCAUCCAUUAUCAAAAUACUAGUCUCCUUUGGUUGACACCCUCAAAGAGGUGUGAGCAAUUAAGGCAGAAAGUUUGGCAACCCAUUUUUGUUUCUUGAUAAGAUCGUGCUGCUUGGGCUUGUCCUGAGCUGUUUGAUAGGGGUAACCAUACAGUUUGAAGCAAAACGGUUUUAGGUGACCAAACCUUCCACAAUAGUGACAUCUCCAUCUUUGAAAUUUCUUCUUUGUUUAGUUCCAGUUUCUCUUUCUAUGAUGUCAUGACAUCGGUCCUGACAUCUGGUUGACCCGGUGAGCUGCAGGUUUUGACCUUUUGCAUCCUAAAUUAGAUUCAGGUUUUCCCUUAAAUCUUAACCCAGACAUGUUGCCUACUUCCUGUCCAAGUUCCAGAAUCUUUUCCAAGGAGUCAGUUCCAUUGUUCAGCAUUCUGAUCGAUCUUGACAUCUGAUCUAGUUUGAAGUUGAGCGUGCAGACUUCACCAUUGAGAUGUACUAUGGUUGCCAGAUGUUCUUUCUUCUCAGCUUCCAACUCUUCUAUAAGUUUCCUUUGCUUCUCCCUUAUUUUACCUACUUCAGUACUCUUGACACAUAGCUCAUUGUAAGAGGCUGCAAGUUCUUCAAAGGUAGGAUCCUUUGUACUGGAUUUGUAUUCAGGUGUACAUACACUAGUUAGUGCAGCACAUUUCUCUUCAGUAUCACUCUCAGAAUCUCCAUCAGACCAAGUGACAGACAACCCUUUCUUAUGCUCCUUGAGAUAGGUAGGACAUUCAGCUCUAAUGUGUCCAUAUCCUUCACAUGCAUGACACUGAACCCCUUUGCCUUGAUUGGCUUCUCUUCAGCUUUGAAUCUUCUGCUAGGAUCAUAGGUUUUGCUGAUGUCAUUGGAAGUAUUCUUGACAUUAAAUCUCUUAGGCAUUGAUCUGAGGAUCUUUCUUACCAGCUUUUCUUCAGACAUUUUUUCUCCUCAGGCUCUUGAGGUAUUUGCAAUCUCAAGGAUAUUCAUGUAGAACUAAUGAAUGGUCUCAUCCUCUUUCAUCUUGAGAUUUUCAAACUUGGUGAUAAGCAUUUGAAGUUUAGACAUCUUCACCUUGGAUGUGCCUUCAUGAGUUGUUUUGAGAAUAUCCCAAACUUCUUUAGCUAGAUCACAGUGCUGCACAAGUCUGAAUAUGUUAUUGUCAAUUCCUUUGAACAAGGCAUUUAGUGCCUUGGAAUUGCCCAAAGCCAGCUCUUCCUUAGUUUUACUCCAUUGUUCUUCAGGAAUUAGAACAGUGGUUCCAUCUUCCAUUACCUUCUCAGAAUGUUUCCAUCCGUUUUCUACAGCUCUCCAGGCCUUGCUGUCCACAGACUUUAAGACAGCUACCAUACGAGGUUUCCAGUAGUCAUAGUUAGACCCAUCCAGAAUGGGUGGUCUGUUCCCAAACACUAACAAUUCCUUAUCCAUAGUACUAGAGUUUUGUUGUCCCUAGAUCUCACCCAGAUGUAAACAGGCAGGGUGCCUGCUCUGAUACCAAUUGAAAAUUCUAGUAACUCACAUGCGAUGUCGUACUGGAUGUUAUGACAUCCACAAUCAUACAGAAUAAUACUUUAAAACAGAAGUGCAUAAAACAGUAAAGAACAUAACAAAUUGUUCACCAAGUUCGGUAUACAACAAUACCUAUUCUGGGGGCUACCAAGCUAGGGAGGGAAUCCAAUAUAAGCAAUAUUAAUUCAUAGUUAAACUCCCCCGUUUACAACUCCUCACUUAAGACCUACCCAAUGUAAUCCAAUCUAAUCCUAGACCUGAGGAUCUCCACUCACUCCCCCUCAAUCACAGCAGUGAUUACAAACAGACAUUAAUCAAAUAAGAGAGAAGACACACUUCAAAACACACCUUAAUCUGCUUAAAAGCUUCAAUCAAGAGACACACACUCGUGCUUAAAAGCUUAGAGUGACAAAGUACAAAAACAACCUAUUCCAAUACAAUCAUCAAAAGAAAAUUGCUUGGAGUACAAGAGACUAAACACAUAGACACAAAACUACGGUUCUUCACAAUUAACAAAUCUCUCUACAUUCCAAAUUAAGAUUGAAGUCUUCUUAUAUGCAGCUCUUGGGCCUCGAGCUUUCCAAGAAACAAAUUAGGGUUCACCAAGUUAACCUAAUUCACAUGUCAUUAGGCUGUUACAGAAUGUGUUGUUAACAAAAUCUUCUAGGAGAAAUAUUCAGCACACAAUAAAAUGUUUCCUACAUUGUAGAUUGAGAGAAAUCAGGAAACAUAAUAGUAAAACAUAACAGCUCCUACUGUCAACCAUGCAUGUCAUGACAUCGGUCAUGACAUUUACUGACAAAACUUGUAUUUACUUAAACAUAUGCAUCCUGCAUUACACCAUAUAAAGCAUGUCAUGACAUUGGUUAAGAAAUUAAACACCCAGGUAUGUUUUACCACCAAUGCAACCAACAUGAAAACACCUACAUAA